AUGGGUUGUGAGUUGUCUUGGACGAGGUGGGUGAUGGUCAUGGGCCAGGCCUUCCUAUUGUUGCUUACGUACUGCAGAUUUCAGAAAGGCUCGGAUAACCUCAACCCAUCGUGCAUCGUGCAUAUUCCCUGGUUGCCCAAGGCUGUGGACCACGACUCCGAGAGCAUGAUUACAGCACUCCACCUCCGUCCGACUCUGCUCGGAGGUGGUGACGGCGGGACUGGCGGCCGAGAACAAAUUCUUGGGAACUGUCGAACGACACCAAAACCUCGACUGACCUUCGACGAUCGUUUUUCUUUUUGGCCACCCAUGAACAUCAGGGACGGGGAAGUUCCCACGCCAAGGCCUGGCACGCUUCUCAAAAGCAGAAAGCCAACGACCGCCUACGCCGGCUGGGCAAGCAAAUGCACCCGUGAACACACUGGACCACGGCAAGCCCUCCAAGAGCUCUUCAUUUUACGUCGAGAUACCCCAACACCCCCUACCUCGAAAUCUAGGUCGAUCCCUACCAGCUCCAUAGACGAUGAUCUGCGGCCCUCCAAACGCCUGCGCACCACUCUUGACCUGUCCGAUGUGUCUCCCAAUCCUCAAACAAAGGCCUCUGUCGAUACCGAGUCUCAAGAGGCAUCCAGUACCAUGUCUUUGACUGGACGAAGUCCCGAUUCCAAAUUGCAGCUGCGCCAAUCGGAAUAUCGCAACGUUGCCAUCGUAGCCAGCUCGCGGACCAGGAAACGCCGCAUGAGACGACUCCGCACAAGGAGAUCCCAAGGCCCCGAGAGCAUCGACGAUAGUGACCGAUCUUCGAUAAUCUCCGUAUCCCCGAACCCGGCUAGUCUGGACGAGCUCAGGAACGAUGCAACUCCGACCCCGAAGCGUGCAGGCCCCUCUUCAAGAGCCGCACCCGACAUCAAGGGCCAUGCUCAACGGCCCCCUCGCGAUGACAUAUCGGAAGAUGAGCUCGCCAUCGGCGGUGUCGGCCGCGUGGUUCUACCCACAAAGGCAAAGGGCGCCCUCAGUAAGGAUGGCCUUGGAACUAGCCCGCGCGCUGUGGCCAAGGUGCUGUCAGGUAUAUCUCUUUCUCGUGCGGCGUCUGGAUCGCAGGUCCAUGAGCCUGAUGAAAAGUUUGCCUUUGCACCCCAGCCUGGGAACGAAAAGGUAUGGCAGGCCAUCACUCUUGCCGGGGAAGCCUUCACCUUCCGUGGUUGCGCGUUGGCUUGGCAAAGAUCCUACAAGUUAUGCAUGGUUCGUCUGGAGGUCGGAAUCUGA
Messenger RNA from Parascedosporium putredinis, 1266 nucleotides. NCBI's taxonomy places the organism in Eukaryota, Fungi, Ascomycota, Sordariomycetes, Microascales, Microascaceae. The record is from the annotation of a GenBank genome assembly.